AAAAUAUAUGACGUAACACGGAAGCUUACGUUCAGUCCGAGUCAACAAUGGUGUCCUCACGCAAGUUCUCCGUGCUUCUCCUUUUAUUUUGUGUCGUCCUUUUUCUAAAUGAUGUUUCUCCAGUAUCUACCGAACUAAAUGUCCGACACUCUUUUCGAGAAAAGCUUCGUGUGAAAAGGCAGGGAUGUCGAGAUGGCACUUACGAGCACAAUGGCAUAAACUGCUGUAAAUGUGCAGCUGGUCAGAAAGUGGUAGAGCACUGCACUAAAACUGCAGACGAUCGAGAAUGUGCAUUUUGUGACGAUGGGACUUAUAACAGUGAACCCAAUUCUAAGGACUCCUGUGAAAUCUGCACAUCCUGUGGUCCAGAAAACGCUAAUUUAGAAGUAAAAGAACGCUGCACCGCCAUCAAUGACACAAAGUGUACAUGUAAGGAAGGUUAUUACUGCCCCACUAAAGAAGGAACCUGUAAAAUCUGCCAUCCCUGUACAAGAUGUGAUUCCACCGGCAUCAAAGAUGCCUGCACACCCACCAGUGAUGCAGUUUGCAACGAGGAAAGUUCUGGUGAAAGUCCUGGUUUAACAGGUGGUGCAAACGCUGGCAUUGUGAUUGCAGUUUUUUUUGUUGUCGCCGUUGUUGUCGCCGUUGUCGCCAUGUUCAGGAAGAAAAUUCUGGGAUUUUUAAAAAAAGACACACCAAAGCCCUCUGGCCCCGUGAGUGACCCACUUCUUCCAGUGGAUAUGGAGCCGCACAUAGUGGACAUUGCAGAAAUAAUCGGCUGGAAAGAUAUGUGUCAAAUUGCACUCAGUUGUCAGAUGGCAAAUUCCAUUGAGAAUGCAAAACUCAGCCACCACAAUGAUGGUGAAAUGUGGACCCUAGAACUACUGAGAAAAUGGAUGGAGGCAAAGGGCAUGCCUGCCUCAGUAGAGCUGAUCGCGAUCCUGCGGAAAAUGAGGAAAAACAGCAAGGCGGACAAAAUCAAAGACAUUCUGUAUCCGAUGGACUCUCCUACACAAUGUAGUUCUGCCUAAAUAUUUUUAAUAUUUUAUGAUGUUAAUAAAAUGAUAGCAUGAA
Poecilia latipinna (sailfin molly) is the source of this 1074-nucleotide messenger RNA. RefSeq names its product Fas cell surface death receptor (gene fas). Gene Ontology annotation, cellular component: external side of plasma membrane; CD95 death-inducing signaling complex; membrane raft. NCBI's taxonomy places the organism in Eukaryota, Metazoa, Chordata, Actinopteri, Cyprinodontiformes, Poeciliidae. The transcript has 9 exons. Gene Ontology annotation, molecular function: tumor necrosis factor receptor activity; protein binding. Gene Ontology annotation, biological process: negative regulation of apoptotic process; regulation of stress-activated MAPK cascade; motor neuron apoptotic process. The coding region runs from base 48 to 1031 and encodes 327 amino acids. The record is from RefSeq and is a predicted model, not a curated record.